GCCAGGUUAACAGGUUCUGCAUCCCCGCGGGAGGACGCGACAGGGGGCGGAAGCCGCUGGGGCGUGGCCGGACUCGGCGCAUCCAGCCAUGUGGGCACCCAGGCUCCAUCACCUCUGUCUGACCUUCCUGCUAGCCUGUGUUUUUGCCUCAGUCUUCUUCCUCCACAUCCACCAAGACGCCUUUCACAAUGGCUUAGGCCUGUCUGCCCUAUGUCCAGACCGUAACCCAGUGACAUCCCAUGUGGCCAUCAUCUGCCUGUCGGGCACACCCAUAAACCCCAAGGCCUCUUUUUCCUGUCCCAAGCAUCCUGCUUCCCUCUCAGGAACCUGGACUAUCUACCCAAACGGCCGGCUUGGGAACCAGAUGGGGCAGUACGCCACGCUGCUGGCCCUGGCCCAGCUCAACGGCCGCCAGGCCUUCAUCCAGCCUGCCAUGCACGCCACCCUGGCCCCCAUGUUCCGCAUCACCCUGCCCGUGCUGGCGCCUGAGGUGAACGGCCGCAUGCCUUGGCGGGAGCUGGAGCUUCACGACUGGAUGUCGGAGGAGUACGCCCAAUUGAAGGAGCCCUGGCUGAAGCUCACCGGUUUCCCCUGCUCCUGGACUUUCUUCCAUCAUCUCCGGGAACAGAUCCGCAGCGAGUUCACCCUGCACGACCACAUUCGGCGAGAGGCCCAGAGUUUACUGAGUCAGUUCCGGCUCAGCCGCACGGGGGACCGCCCGAGCACCUUCGUGGGUGUCCACGUGCGCCGUGGGGACUACCUGCAGGUGAUGCCCUAUCACUGGAAGGGUGUAGUGGGUGAUCGCGCUUACCUCCAGCAGGCUAUGGACUGGUUCCGGGCCCGGCAUGAAGCCCCGAUCUUUGUGGUCACCAGCAACGGCAUGGAGUGGUGCCGGGAAAACAUCGACACCUCCCGGGGGGAUGUGAUCUUCGCUGGCGAUGGGCAAGAGCGUACCCCCGGCAAGGACUUUGCGCUGCUCACACAAUGCAACCACACCAUCAUGACCAUUGGCACCUUCGGCUUCUGGGCCGCCUACCUGGCUGGUGGAAACACCGUCUACCUGGCCAACUUUACCCUGCCUAACUCCAGCUUCCUGAAUAUCUUUAAACCCGAGGCCGCCUUCCUGCCUGAGUGGGUGGGCAUUAAUGCAGACUUGACUCCGCUCCAGAUGUUGGCUGAGCAUUGAGCAGCAGGGAGACUUUCUGAAAUAGUCUGAUCAAC
Molecule: messenger RNA, 1221 nt
Organism: Eubalaena glacialis (North Atlantic right whale)
Lineage: Eukaryota; Metazoa; Chordata; Mammalia; Artiodactyla; Balaenidae
Gene: FUT1
Product: fucosyltransferase 1 (H blood group)
Exons: 2
Coding region: 89-1186 (365 amino acids)
Biological process (GO): carbohydrate metabolic process
Cellular component (GO): membrane
Molecular function (GO): galactoside 2-alpha-L-fucosyltransferase activity
Source: RefSeq, a predicted model, not a curated record